AUGCACAAUAAUCCUCCCAUCACCACAGAGACGAGUACAGGGCCUCAAAACAGCAGGAGUAGUGCCUCUAGUUACUCCGCUACUGGAAGAGAAGGAGCGAAUGAACGUACACCGAUGCUGGGAAUACGGCCCAUGACAGUAGAAAUAGACUCCACCACUGUACGUGAAGAUUAUUAUGAGGAACCACUUUGGCACCGUCUCUCUUCUCCACUUCAUCCAGUUUUUCGCAAAGUACACGAUCAUUGUCAUUAUGAAUGGAUAGCCGCAUUGCUGUCUGUUAUUACCCUCUUACUUCUUUUUGUAUUUGUUUUCUAUUAUAAUACCCCACCAGUACCAGUGAACUGUGUCACUCCCUUUGGACAACUGUUGGGUGAAAAUAGCGGCGUAAUGGUAUUUAGUAACUGCAGAAGAGAUUACCAAAAUAUGGAAGAACAUUACCUCUUUAUUAAAUCAUUAAGGGUAUACAGUGGUGUAAAAUGGAAAUCUGUAGAGUAUGCACGACGUUUUUGGUUAAUCGCAAAGCAUCCAGGUGUGGCAUUUGAAUAUGUAAAUAGUCCAGUGGAUAUAUGGACCUAUGUGGAAACAGCCAAAGAUGUUAACGGAAAAGAUCUUAAUCUCCGCAAAUACCCUAAUUCACUUACAGGAAAAAGCAUCUCUAAUAUUAGUAAAGAUAUGAAAAAACAAUGGCUCGCUUCCAAACCUCAAGUAGGUGAUCUACUUAUCUAUGACCAUAGCAAGAAACUUCCUGAAGGUCAUGUUGCUGUUAUUGUGAAUGUUGUUCCUGUAUCAAAUAUCAAUAACGGUAAUGAUAUCUUUGUAAAAUAUUACAACGUUUAUCUUGCUGAGCAAAACUGGGAUAAUCGACCGUGGGUUGAAGAAGAGGAUUUAGUAACUAGCAGUGAUAAUAAUGAACCAAGAGCUCUUUACUACUCCCGCAUGGUUUUAUUAAAAGAAGAUAUGACUACACACCGAAUGACUAUUGAGGAUGCGGGGGGUAUGGUACUUGGUUGGGUUCGUGUCUGA
This is a messenger RNA of Trypanosoma theileri, 1023 nucleotides long. Its product is annotated as D-alanyl-glycyl endopeptidase-like protein. Lineage: Eukaryota; Euglenozoa; Kinetoplastea; Trypanosomatida; Trypanosomatidae. The record is from RefSeq and is a predicted model, not a curated record. The transcript has a single exon. Gene Ontology annotation, cellular component: cytoplasm. Gene Ontology annotation, molecular function: ligase activity. The coding region runs from base 1 to 1023 and encodes 340 amino acids.